Molecule: messenger RNA, 603 nt
Organism: Echinops telfairi (small Madagascar hedgehog)
Lineage: Eukaryota; Metazoa; Chordata; Mammalia; Afrosoricida; Tenrecidae
Gene: PTCRA
Product: pre T cell antigen receptor alpha
Exons: 4
Coding region: 1-603 (200 amino acids)
Biological process (GO): negative regulation of thymocyte apoptotic process
Source: RefSeq, a predicted model, not a curated record
AUGGCCGAGCCGUGGCUGGUGCUUCUCCUGCUCCUCGGGUAUCUAGCUCUGCUCACAGGUGUGGGGGCUACACCUUUCCCCUCUUUGGCCCCACCGAUCACACUACUGGUGGACGGGAAGCAACAGACACUGGUGGUCUGCCUGGUCUUUGAUGUCUUACCCCCUGGCCUCGACAGCCCCAUCUGGUUCUCAGCCGGCAAUGGCAGUGCCCUGGAUGCUUUUACCUACGGCCCUUCCCCAGCAGCAGAUGGCAGCUGGACUAACCUGGCCCAGCUCUCCCUGCCCUCUGAGGAGCUGGUGGCCUGGGAGCCGUUGGUCUGCCACACGGGGUCUGGGAUGGAGGGCAGCAGCCGGAGCACGCAGCCCCUACAGCUGACAGGAGAGGCUUCCUCAGCCAAGACCUGCCUCGGGGAACCUCUCAGAGGGACGCCAGGCCUGGCUCUGCGGCUGGAGGCGCUGCGGCUGCUGCUUUUCAAACUGCUGCUGCUGGACGUGCUCCUGACCUGCAGCUGGCGCCGCGCACCGCCCGCAGGGCUGCCCCGCCCGGGGGCCUCGGGGCUCCCCGCGCUCGCGAUGGCUCGGCGGCGGCAGGCUCCCGUCUGA